Messenger RNA from Cornus florida, 2731 nucleotides. RefSeq names its product putative F-box protein At3g16210. The transcript is spliced from 3 exons. The record is from RefSeq and is a predicted model, not a curated record. Gene Ontology annotation, molecular function: protein binding. Bases 1345 to 2481 code for a protein of 378 amino acids. NCBI's taxonomy places the organism in Eukaryota, Viridiplantae, Streptophyta, Magnoliopsida, Cornales, Cornaceae.
AUUUAUAAGAUAAAAACGUUAUUUUAAUUAUUUCUUCUAUGUUAAGUUGACCCGUGUUCGCAUGUAAACACGUGUGCGGAGAGAAAAAAACUAAAAAAUAAAAAAUUUAGGAAUCAUAACCCAUAGGAGUGCUAUUAAAAAUCCAAAUGGUAAAUUUGUAUGCGCCAAAUAGACGCGACUGUGCCCUAGCCCCUAAUUUUCCCUUCCUCCGCAACUCUCUCCAACGUCGACUACCAGCGGCAGCAACUCUCCACAGGAUUUUUUCUCUCUCCGGUGUCUUCGACGGCGACUCCACCAAUAGGGUCAGGGAGUUAGAGGUUAAAGGGGGAGGGGAUAUGAUGCUGGUGGGUUUCGAGCACAGGCCAGAGGUCCCAAACAAUAGACGCCCUCCCGCUGGGCUAGCACCGCACCGGCCUUAAUUGUCUAUUUUUGUUUAUGAAAACUGCACCGGCCUUAAUUAUCUAUUUUUGUUUAUGACUUUGUUUGGUUCUUAAUUGCUUAAUUGAUAGAAUUGAAGUAUUUGUGUGUAGUAUUUCUUUUGGGAGGUUAGAUUUAUGGUCUUGUGGAUUUUGAAUAUAUACAUUAUUUCUUAGGUGUAUCCUCCCGUGUCCGUGUGCAAUUUUUCUGAAAUUUUCUGUGUCGCCGUGUCCGUGUCGUGUCAUACCCCUAUCCUGUGUCCGUGCUUCAUAGUAAAUAAAUAACCACUAAGUGUAAAUAAUUUGUGAGUUCACUAGGUUUACAUGACACCUUUCAUCUUGGCCACCCUUGGUAUCUAAAUGGUUGGACACAAUUCUCAUAUGAGCUAUGCUUUUAAAGGUCAAACCACCUGACCUACCGAAAGGUGUUGGAUUGACGCGACAGACACAACUGUCUAAAUCAAAUGGUCACUUUAAUUAAUUUUAAUGCAAGAGAGUGAUAAUUAAUUUCCCUUUUUCUUUUAAAGAUGAUAAAUUUAGAAUUAUAAAAUAUUACGCCAAAUGGGAGGAUGGCUUAAUUUUUAAAGUCAAUAAAAUUUCAUAUUUUCUAAAUAGAAAUAAUUUUUUUUCUACCUAAAGAUAAUUAAAUUUGAAAGAUAACAUAAAAGCGCAUGUAUAUAAUAUAAUAUUUACAAACCCUAACCCCUAAUUUAUCUCAAUGCCGGCUAUCCCUUCAGCAAAACCCAACGCACGGCCCCUCCUCUAUUUGUCUGUCCGCCGUCAUCUUCUCUGGCAAAGCAUCACCUCUUUUUUCUCUCUACAACAUUCACCUUCUAGAUGGAGUAGAGAUGAAAGAUUGUUCCUCACAACAGCAUCGCAAUGAUUUAAGGACGAAAUUGAAUGAUGAUGAACGCUAGCUUCUUCCAAUAUGGCCGGAGUCGAUCAUAUUAUGAAGAAAUUCAGGACACUUUCUUUUUCAAGUAGAAGAUCGAGGGUAAGCAACAUACCUUAUCUUCCUGAAGGGAUCAUAUUCAACAUCUUGGUUUUGCUUCGUGCUGAGAUUCUGUUCAAUGUGAUGAGAUAUGUUUGCCGAGAGUGGUAUAACAUUAUCAACAACCCCCAUUUCAUUAAUGCACACCUUCAAAGAUCAACGAAACUCCUCCUUGUGCAACACGAUGAGCAUCGAAAAGUGAUCUAUAUUGCGGAGACUAACAAUAGCAAUGUUAGGUUAAGAAAAUUAAGAUAUGGAUUCUCUACCCAUAUUCUUUCUACUUGUGAUGGCUUAGUUUUGUUUCGUCACGACAAGAAUGAACUUCUACUCUGUGUUGCAAAUCUUAUUACCAAGCAUUUACUUACCCUCCCUCCAUUUCUAGAACCUAUUUUAUAUUCUAAUCCUACUGUUUUAGUAUAUGAUCCUUCUGUCAGGAGAUACAAAGUUGUCCAUCUCUUUCGUGUUAACAACCAUCAAUAUAAGUGUGCAAUAUUAACUGUGGGUUCUGAAACUGCGUGGAGGCUGAUUGAUACUAAACCUAUUCCAAAUACUAAUCCGCUUUUCAUUGAUCCUGCACUAUUUGCUGGAGGAUAUCUUUAUUGGACUUCUACGGCUAAUGCUGCUACUUAUCUUCUAGCUAUGGAUGUUGAAGCUGAAAUAAUGUACCAGCUUCCACUUCCGACGUUCUUCAAUUUAUCUGGUGAUUUUUUAGUGAGGGAAAGUGUACUCACUUUCAUAUUCGGCGUAACGGAUUAUGUUUGGGAGGCUUGGGCAUUGAUAGAUUUAAAGACAGGAGACUGGACCAGUCUUUUUAAAGUUGACUUGAGAGGUCGACGUGGCGCGCGUAGUAGAAUUCCUCAGCGCAAUUUAGGAUGGUGUAAUAUGUUUCCUAUUGUCUGGUUAAAAAAUGGAGAGUUGGUGAUCUUUCGUUCUGGAAAUCCAUACAGAAAUUACAUUGUUUAUAACAUCAAGACAGAUGAAAUUACUUCAUUUACAGGGGGGAAAUAUGACGUAUUAUCCAGGAACUCGCAUCAUGCCCAUGUCAACAGCUUGGUUUCGUUGAAGGGAUGCUAGCUAUCCUUUUAUAUCAACAGCUUGGUUCCAUGUCAACAACUUGGUCAGCAAUUGGGAAUUUGCUAUAUAUCUCCACUCCACCCAUCCCAGGCUUUUGGAUUGCUCAUCAAAAGCAGGAUAGAAGAUUUAGUCUGCAUAUUACAAGCUAUUGUUUCUGUUCAACCUUUUCCUUUGAUAUAAAUAUGGACUUUUUUUAAUGUUUCUGAAUUUAUAUAUGAUAGGGUAAAGUGCAUUAAACCCUCUUGAACUA